AUGGGUGAUGCCCACAUGGCCGAGUUCGGGGCGGCUGCCCCCUACCUGCGGAAGUCGGACAAGGAGCGCCUGGAGGCGCAGACCCGGAUCUUCGACCUCCGCAGCGAGUGUUUCGUGUCCGACGACAAGGAGGAGUUCGUCAAGGGCAAGAUCGUCAGCCGGGAUGGGGAGAAGGUGACCGUCGAGACCGAGAACGGCAAGACGGUGACGGUGAAGGAGUCGGACGUCCACCAGCAGAACCCGCCAAAGUUCGACAAGAUCGAGGACAUGGCCAUGCUGACGUUCCUGCACGAGCCGGCCGUGCUCUACAACCUCAAGGAGCGAUACGCCGCGUGGAUGAUCUACACCUACUCGGGGCUGUUCUGCGUGACGGUCAAUCCCUACAAGUGGUUACCGGUCUAUAAUGCGGAGGUGGUGGCCGCUUACAGGGGCAAGAAGAGAAGCGAAGCCCCACCCCACAUCUUCUCCAUCUCUGACAGCGCCUACCAGAACAUGCUGACAGACCGAGAAAACCAGUCCAUCCUCAUCACCGGAGAAUCCGGCGCAGGGAAGACGGUGAACACCAAGCGGGUCAUCCAGUACUUCGCCAGCAUCGCGGCCAUCAGCGACCGCAAGAAAGAAGGAACCAGCGCCAACAAGGGGACCCUGGAGGAUCAAAUCAUCCAGGCCAACCCCGCCCUGGAGGCCUUCGGCAACGCCAAGACCUUGCGGAACGACAAUUCGUCCCGAUUCGGUAAAUUCAUACGGAUCCACUUUGGGGCGACAGGAAAGUUGGCUUCAGCUGAUAUCGAGACCUAUCUCCUGGAGAAAUCCCGGGUCAUCUGCCAGCUCAAGGCGGAGAGGAACUAUCACAUCUUCUACCAGAUCCUGUCCAACCAGAAGCCAGAACUUCUUGACAUGAUGCUGAUCACAAACAACCCGUAUGACUACAUCUUCGUCUCCCAAGGAGAAGUGACUGUUGCUUCUAUUGAUGACUCCGAGGAGCUGAUGGCCACUGACAGCGCGUUCGACGUGUUGGGCUUCACGUCCGAGGAGAAGGUCGGGGUCUACAAGCUGACGGGCGCCAUCAUGCACUUCGGAAACAUGAAGUUCAAGCAGAAGCAGCGCGAGGAACAGGCUGAGCCCGACGGCACUGAGGAUGCGGAUAAAUCCGCCUACCUGAUGGGGCUGAACUCGGCCGACCUGCUGAAGGGGCUGUGUCACCCCCGGGUCAAGGUGGGGAAUGAGUAUGUCACCAAGGGGCAGAAUGUCCAGCAGGUGUAUUACUCUAUCGGAGCCCUGGCCAAGUCUGUGUAUGAGAAGAUGUUCGGCUGGAUGGUGACCAGGAUCAACAACACCCUCGAAACGAAGCAGCCGCGUCAGUAUUUCAUCGGGGUGCUGGACAUUGCUGGCUUUGAGAUCUUCGAUUUCAACAGCUUCGAGCAGCUCUGCAUCAACUUCACCAACGAGAAGCUGCAGCAGUUCUUCAACCACCACAUGUUCGUGCUGGAGCAGGAGGAGUACAAGAAGGAGGGAAUCGAGUGGGAAUUCAUUGACUUCGGCAUGGACCUGCAGGCCUGCAUAGACCUCAUCGAGAAGCCCAUGGGCAUCAUGUCCAUCCUGGAGGAGGAGUGCAUGUUCCCCAAGGCGUCGGACAUAACCUUCAAGGCCAAGCUUUACGACAACCACCUGGGCAAGUCAGGGAACUUCGGCAAGCCGCGGAACAUCAAGGGGAAGCCGGAGGCGCAUUUCUCCCUCAUCCACUAUGCCGGCACGGUGGACUACAAUAUCACUGGCUGGCUGCAGAAGAACAAGGACCCGCUCAAUGAGACCGUGGUGGGGCUCUACCAGAAAUCCGCCCUCAAACUCCUUGCCCUCCUCUUCGCCAACUACGCUGCGGCCGACAGUGGCAGCGACGGGGGGAAGGGAAAGGGAGCCAAGAAGAAAGGCUCCUCCUUCCAGACGGUCUCAGCGCUGCACCGGGAGAAUCUGAACAAGCUGAUGGCGAAUCUGAAAACCACUCACCCCCACUUCGUACGCUGCAUCAUCCCCAAUGAGCGGAAGGCACCGGGGGUGAUGGACAACCCCCUGGUGAUGCACCAGCUGCGCUGCAACGGGGUGUUGGAGGGCAUCCGCAUCUGCAGGAAGGGCUUCCCCAACCGCAUCCUCUACGGGGACUUCAGACAGAGGUACCGUAUCCUGAACCCCGCGGCCAUCCCCGAGGGCCAGUUCAUCGACAGCCGCAAGGGGGCGGAAAAGCUGCUGAGCUCCCUCGAUAUCGACUCCAGCCAGUACAAAUUCGGGCACACCAAGGUGUUCUUCAAGGCCGGGCUGCUGGGGCUGCUGGAAGAGAUGCGAGACGAGCGCCUCUCCCGGAUCAUCACCCGCAUCCAGGCCCAAUCGCGGGGGCAGCUCAUGCGCAUUGAGUUCAAGAAGAUCUUAGAGCGCAGGGAUGCCCUGCUGGUUAUACAGUGGAACAUCCGGGCCUUCAUGGGGGUGAAGAACUGGCCCUGGAUGAAGCUCUACUUCAAGAUCAAGCCGCUCCUGAAGAGCGCUGAGACGGAGAAGGAGAUGCAGACCAUGAAGGAGGAGUUUGGGCGCCUGAAGGAGGCGCUGGAGAAGUCGGAGGCCCGGAGGAAGGAGCUGGAGGAGAAGAUGGUCUCUCUGCUGCAGGAGAAGAACGACCUCCAGCUGCAAGUGCUCUUCAAGCUGAAGAACGCCUACGAGGAGUCGCUGGAGCAUCUGGAGACCUUCAAGAGGGAGAACAAGAACCUACAGGAGGAGAUCUCGGACCUGACGGAGCAGCUGGGAACCAGCGGCAAAACCAUCCAUGAGCUGGAGAAGGUGCGGAAACAGCUGGAGGCCGAGAAGAUGGAGCUGCAGGCGGCGCUGGAGGAGGCUGAG
Molecule: messenger RNA, 2883 nt
Organism: Terrapene triunguis (Three-toed box turtle)
Lineage: Eukaryota; Metazoa; Chordata; Testudines; Emydidae
Product: myosin-6-like
Exons: 23
Biological process (GO): actin filament organization; vesicle transport along actin filament
Cellular component (GO): actin cytoskeleton; vesicle; myosin complex
Molecular function (GO): actin filament binding; ATP binding; microfilament motor activity
Source: RefSeq, a predicted model, not a curated record